GCGCGUCCUAAAUUUUAGGGUAGCUGAGAAACGGUGACUGGUAGGAGUUUGUUGAGAAAAGAAGAGAAAAGGUUUAGGAAAAAGAUUAUCGCUGCGAAUGAAGCCGAGGCGAUUGAAGGGCCACGAGGCCGCGGUCACCUGCUGCAUCGCCUCACGGGCCCGUCCGGGGAUCAUCGCUUCUUCCGGCGAGGAUGGUCGCAUCUGCUGGUUUGAUUUGCGGUGCAAGGAUGUUCUGUUUACCAUUGAUUUAGGGGAGCAGCCUGUUUCUUCUUUAUGUUUCAAAGCUGGAAAUGAAGAUAUUGUCUAUGCCUCCUCAGGUACUAAAGUCUUAUGCUUGGACAUUCAUAUGGUCUCUUCUUGGAAGCCAUUGGAAACCUACAACUAUAACAAAGAUGAGAUAAAUCAGAUUGCUUACAGCUCAAAGUCAAAUUUCCUUGCUGCUGCCGAUGAUAGUGGUGAUGUUAAGAUCAUUGACACUAGCCAGCAAUGCCUGUACAAAACCUUAAGAGCGGUUCAUACCAGUAUAUGCAGCAGUGUACAGUUCCUCUCUUGGAAGCCUUGGGCAGCUAUUACUGGAGGACUUGACUCAAAACUUGCUAUGUGGGACUUCUCGAAAGGGCGGCCAUCCAAUGUCAUAGACUAUGGGAUGCCCGAAGUGGACGGCACUGUUUCUUGUGGUAAUGUUGGACAAUGUCUCAAUCCUGCUUUUGUGCACUCAAUAGCAGUUCCUGAAACGGACAUGUUACUGGGAUUGCACAAGGCAUGUGCUGUUGCAAGAGGUGAUGGUGUUGUUGAUGUGAUUGAUCUAGAAUCUGGGCUGGCCACCAUGAAGUCAAAAAAUUUCUCUCAGUCUAAAAAUUUUCAAUCGAGAUCCAAGAAAAGCGGCAUUCAAGCUGCAAAUCAAGCAACUGGUCGAAAUCUAGGGAAGAGGAUUCAACUAGAUUACAGUCUGGGCGGGCAUACUGCUGCUGUAUCUUGCGUAUCUUUUUCAUUGUUUGGGGAGAGAGGCAAGUUUCUUAUUUCGGGGGGAAAUGAUGCAUGUGUGAAGCUGUGGGACUGGUCUAGAUAUUUUUGUGCCGAACAAACAAGCUGCAACAAUGAUUUAAUUUUAAACAUUGAUGUGAAGAAGAAGGUCAAUUGGCUGUGUACUACUACAGCAGAUUCAGAAAACCUUGUUGUAUGUGACACAUCCAAAUUAUUGAAAAUCUAUACUGUCCUUUGAUCAGGGAUUUAGGUUCCAGCGGGACGUCCCAGGACAUCUUGUGGGACACUGGGACAGGAUACCACAGCCUGACCAAAUGGAAAUUAGUUGAAGAUGAAGAAAUUCAAAUCAAGCAAGAUCCUCAAAAUCUCAUUUUUAAAAUCAAUGAUGAGCGCGAUGAUAUAUCAUUUCAGAACAUUGAGCUACCUAUGUUGUAGUAUGGUAGAAGCUCUGACUAGAACGGCACAUUUAUUUCGAGUGCAGCCUUUUCCCUUCUAAUGUGGAAGAAGUUUCGCUUUUUAUUUCACCGAUUGCUGGGAAGUUUGAUAGGCUGGUAUAAUCAUAUUUUAAGCUAAAUAAAUAUUGGCUUUUGAUGAUGGAAUAUAACUAGGUUCUUUAGAUUGAAUUCUCUCGAUGAAUUCUUUCAUAGAAGCUCAAGCUGCCCCAACGGUUGGUGAGUGUAUCUCCUCAUGGUUCUGGUAGCACAGGUCAUGUUUUUGUUUAUGAGAAGUAGCUGUAAAUGGUUACUGUUUGAUGUUUUCUUGUGUUAAUUAUGUAAAAGGACGGAUUUGUUUUUUCAAAGAAUGAUAGAUAAUGAUAAAAUGCAUAGCUGUGAUAUGAUUGUGGCACCAA
Messenger RNA from Elaeis guineensis (African oil palm), 1834 nucleotides. RefSeq lists its product as uncharacterized. NCBI's taxonomy places the organism in Eukaryota, Viridiplantae, Streptophyta, Magnoliopsida, Arecales, Arecaceae. Gene Ontology annotation, molecular function: protein binding. The record is from RefSeq and is a predicted model, not a curated record.